Molecule: messenger RNA, 1496 nt
Organism: Zophobas morio
Lineage: Eukaryota; Metazoa; Arthropoda; Insecta; Coleoptera; Tenebrionidae
Exons: 14
Coding region: 73-1434 (453 amino acids)
Biological process (GO): glycogen biosynthetic process
Cellular component (GO): cytoplasm
Molecular function (GO): 1,4-alpha-glucan branching enzyme activity; cation binding
Source: RefSeq, a predicted model, not a curated record
AAUAGCUACGAGUACUUUACUGAUUACAUUGUACCGCAUAUAAAGAAGAAUGGCUACAAUGCAAUCCAACUUAUGGCCAUCUUGGAGCAUGCCUAUUAUGGUUCUUUUGGUUACCAAGUCACAAAUUUCUUUGCUCCUUCUUCUCGCUUUGGAACUCCUGAAGAUUUAAAAAAACUAAUUGAUACCGCUCAUGAAAAUGGAAUUAUUGUACUUUUGGAUUUGGUGCACAGCCAUGCCUCCAAGAAUGUCGAAGAUGGGCUGAAUAUGUUUGAUGGAAGUGAUUAUUGUUAUUUCCAUGAAGGCCCGAAGGGAGUUCAUUCUUUAUGGGACAGUCGCCUUUUUAACUACGGCCACUGGGAAGUUCUAAGGUUUCUUCUCUCUAACUUAAGAUGGUGGAUGGAUGAGUUUAUGUUUGAUGGUUUCAGAUUUGACGGUGUAACUUCUAUGCUUUAUAAGCAUCAUGGCAUUGGAUUUGGCUUUAGUGGUGAUUAUCAUGAGUAUUUUGGCGAGUCUGUCGAUGAAGAGGCGGUGGUAUACCUGAUGUUAGCUAACGCAAUGCUUCAUGAAGUUUAUCCACUAGUUAUCACUAUUGCAGAGGAUGUUUCAGGGAUACCCGCUCUUUGCAGACCGGUGGAGGAAGGGGGAUUGGGGUUUGAUUAUCGUAUGGCCAUGGCUGUCCCAGACAAGUGGAUCCAACUGCUUAAAGAAAACAAAGAUGAAGAUUGGAAUAUGGGAAACAUUGUGCACACAUUGACUAAUCGCCGUUAUAAAGAAAAAACAGUUUGUUAUUGCGAAAGUCACGACCAGGCGCUAGUAGGAGACAAAACAUUGGCCUUCUGGCUAAUGGAUAAAGAAAUGUAUACUAACAUGUCAAAAUUUUGCAAGCGGUCACUAAUUAUAGAUCGGGGCAUCGCUUUGCACAAAAUGAUCAGAUUUUUAACUUACACACUUGCAGGAGAAGCUUAUUUAAAUUUUAUUGGGAAUGAAUGGGGACACCCAGAGUGGUUAGAUUUUCCAAGAGUCGGAAAUAAUGAAAGCUUCCACUACGCUAGACGCCAGUGGAAUCUCUUAUUCGACAAUUGCUUGUUAUAUCAAUACCUCAACAACUUUGAUAUUGCUAUGCACCAUUUGGAAGUCAACCAUCCUUGGCUUCUCUCUCCUCAAGCUUACGUUAGUCUAGCCCACGAGGACGAUAAAGUUAUUGUAUUUGAGCGGGCCCAACUUGUUUUUAUUUUCAAUUUUCAUCCUUACAAAAGUUUUGAAAAUUACCGUAUUGGGCUGGAGUAUUCUGGAACCUAUAAGGUAAUCUUUACUUCAGAUGAUGAAGCGUUUUAUGGCUUUACCCGGAUCGACAAGGAAUACCUUUACAGUACAGUUCAAAUCGGUUUGCACGGACGACUUUAUUCUUUUCAAGUAUUUAAAGCAUGCAUGUAAAUCUACAAUAACAGAUAAAAUAUUUACAUUGUGGCAGAUUUACUUACCGAGCAGAACUUGUA